AUGAAUGAAAUGAAUCAUUCCGUGAUAUAUGAAUUUGUGUUCCUGGGGAUCUCUAGUUCAUGGGCUGUGCAGUUUUUCCUUCUGAUAUUCUCUUUCAUGUUCUAUGUGACCAUUGUGUUGGGAAACUUCUUCAUUGUGCUCACAGUCAUCUCUGAUCCUCACUUACAUUCGCCCAUGUAUUUUCUGUUGGCUAACCUCUCUCUCAUAGAUGUGUGCAUUUCUUCUGUUGCUGUUCCUAAGAUGAUUUAUGACCUUUUUCAUGAGCACAAAGCCAUAUCAUUUCCAGGUUGUCUUAUCCAGAUAUUCUUCAUUCAUUUCUUUGGAGGAAUUGAGAUGGUGCUGCUCAUUUCUAUGGCCUUUGACAGAUAUAUUGCCAUAUGUAAGCCUCUUCAUUACCUGACUAUUUUGAACCCAAGAAUGUGUAUUUUACUUCUUGUGGCUUCUUGGGUCAUUGCCCUCAUACAUUCACUGACUCAGUUGGCUUUUGUGAUAAAUUUGCCUUUCUGUGGCCCUAAUGAAAUUGACAGUUUUUAUUGUGAUCUUCCUCGGUUCAUCAGACUGGCCUGUGCAGAUACCUACAAAUUGGAGUUCAUGGUCACUGCUAAUAGUGGUUUCAUUUCCAUUGGCACCUUAUUCCUAUUGGCCAUUUCCUAUGUAUAUAUUUUGGUCACUGUUCAGAAACAUUCUUCAAGUGGUUUGUCUAAGGCUCUCUCUACAUUGUCAGCUCAUAUCACUGUGGUGGUCUUAUUUUUUGGUCCAUGUAUCUUUGUCUACAUGUGGCCAUUUCCCACAAUGCCAGUGGAUAAAUUUCUUUUUAUUCUUGAUUUUGUUAUCACUCCUAUUCUAAAUCCUUCUAUAUAUACAUUUAGGAACAAAGAGAUGAAAGUUGCCAUGAGGAGAUUAAUCAUCCAACUAGGGAGCACCAGGAAAAUUUAA
Molecule: messenger RNA, 936 nt
Organism: Antechinus flavipes (yellow-footed antechinus)
Lineage: Eukaryota; Metazoa; Chordata; Mammalia; Dasyuromorphia; Dasyuridae
Product: olfactory receptor 4F6-like
Exons: 1
Coding region: 1-936 (311 amino acids)
Biological process (GO): G protein-coupled receptor signaling pathway
Cellular component (GO): membrane
Molecular function (GO): G protein-coupled receptor activity; olfactory receptor activity
Source: RefSeq, a predicted model, not a curated record